GUGGGGUACAACGGGGUGCGGAAAAGCCAGGGAAGGGACUCGGUCCGGGAACUUGAUCAGGGGCCGGAGACCUACGGGAACAGCGGCCCGGGACCCGCGCUGCCCCCAUCCCUCCUGAGCAGGCGCCCCCAUGGCCCGACCCCGCUGAUUCCUUCACUCGGCCAUGCUCCCGCGGCCCCUGCGGCUGUUUUGGGACACGAGCCCCCCCGGGGGAGUCGUGCUGAGCAGCUUCCGGAGUCGAGACCCCGAAGAGGGUGGGGGCCCAGGUGGCCGGGGCGUGGGCGGGGGGCAGGAGGAGGAGGAGGAGGAGGAGGAGGAGGAGGAGGAAGACGAAGAGGCCCCUGUGUCUGUCUGGGACGAGGAGGAGGAUGGUGCCACCUUUACUGUCACAAGUCGCCAGUAUCGGCCUGUUGAUCCCUUGGCCCCGAGGCCUCCCCCGAAUUCCUCCCGGAGGCUCCGAGCUGGCACUCUGGAGGCCCUGGUCAGACACCUGCUGGAUGCCCGGACAUCAGGGACUGACGUGACCUUCACGGCAGCCUUCCUGGCUACUCACCGGGCCUUCACCUCCACGUCUGCCCUGCUAGGGCUUAUGGCUGACAGGCUGGAAGCCCUUGAAUCUCAUCCUACUGAUGAGCUAGAGAGGACAAAAGGGGUAGCCAUCUCUGUGCUGUCAACCUGGCUGGCCUCUCACCCUGAGGAUUUUGGCUCUGAGGUCAAGGGUCAGAUUGACCGGCUUGAGAGCUUCUUGCUUCGGACAGGGUAUGCAGCAGGGGAGGGUGUUGGGGGGGGCGGCGCUGACCUCAUCCGCAACCUCCGGUCCCGGGUGGACCCCCAGACCCCCGAACUUCCUAAGCCCCUGGCCCUCCCCGGCGAUCCCCCUGCUGACCCCACGGAUGUCCUGGUGUUCCUCGCUGACCACUUGGCCGAACAGCUGACCCUGCUAGAUGCGGAGCUAUUUCUCAAUCUGGUCCCCUCUCAGUGCCUGGGGGGCUUGUGGGGUCACAGAGACCGGCCAGGACAUUCCCACCUCUGCCCAUCUGUCCGGGCUACUGUCAUACAGUUCAACAAGGUGGCAGGGGCAGUGGUCAGCUCUGUCCUGGGGGCUACCUCAACUGGAGAGGGGCCUGGGGAGGUGACCAUACGGCCACUCCGUCCCCCCCAGAGGGCCCGGCUGCUGGAGAAGUGGAUCCGUGUGGCAGAGGAGUGCCGUCUACUCCGAAACUUCUCUUCAAUGUAUGCUGUGGUGUCGGCCCUGCAAUCCAGCCCCAUCCACAGGCUUCCGGCAGCUUGGGGGGAAGCAGCCAGGGACAGCCUCAGAGUCUUUUCCAGCCUCUGCCAGAUUUUCUCCGAGGAGGAUAAUUAUUCCCAGAGCCGGGAGCUCCUCCUGCAGGAGGUAAAGCUGCAGCCUUCUCUGGAGACAAAUUCCAAGAAGUCCCCGAGGUCUGGCUCCCGGGGUGGGGGUGUGGUCCCAUACCUUGGCACCUUCUUGAAGGACCUCGUGAUGCUGGACGCAGCCUCCAAGGAUGAGCUGGAGAACGGAUACAUCAAUUUUGACAAGCGGAGGAAGGAGUAUGCUGUCCUUUCUGAGCUGAGGCAGCUCCAGAACAAAUGUCGUGGCUAUGACCUCCGACCUGACCCCGAUAUCCAGCGGUGGCUACAGGGGCUCCGGCCACUGACAGAGGCCCAGAGCCAUCAAGUGUCCUGUGAGGUGGAGCCAUCCAGUACCAGUGACCCUCCUGCCCCGCGGGUGCUUCGGCCAAUGCUGGUCAUCUCGCAGUGGACAGAGGUGCUGGGUUCUGUUGGAGGUCCCACACCCCUUGUCUCCUGGGACUGGCCCAGUGUGGGGGCAGAGGAGGUGCCUGGAACCCCCGCUCCACUGCUGACCCGGCUGGCCCAGCACAUGAAGUGGCCAUCUGUCUCAUCUCUGGACUCCGCCCUGGAAAGCACUCCAGCCCUGCAGAGUCCCGCUGACCCCAGCCACCUCUCUCCCCCAGCUUCCUCCCCGAGGCCUUCUCGAGGUCACCGCCGCUCAGCCUCCUGUGGCUCCCCGCUCAGUGGGCGUGCAGAAGGGGCCUCCAGGGGGGCUGGAUAUGGGGGAGGGGGGCCUGGGCCAGGGGCCUCUGAUUGCCGCAUCAUCCGAGUCCAGAUGGAGCUGGGGGAAGACGGCAGUGUCUACAAGAGCAUCUUGGUGACAAGCCAGGACAAGGCUCCAAGUGUCAUCAGUCGUGUCCUUAAGAAAAACAAUCGUGAUUCUGCGGUGGCUUCAGAGUAUGAGCUAGUGCAGCUGCUCCCAGGGGAGCGAGAGCUGACCAUCCCCCCCUCGGCUAACGUCUUCUACGCUAUGGAUGGAGCUUCACUCGAUUUCCUCCUGCGGCAGCGGCGACGGCCCUCCACUGCUACACUGGGCCGCGCCAGUGGCCCUUCUGCCUCGGGAACUCCCCCAAGUGAGGGAGGAGGGGGUUCUUUUCCCAGGAUCAAGGCCACAGGGAGGAAGAUUGCCCGAGCACUGUUCUGAGGAGGAAGCCCUGUUGGCUCCUAGAACUCAUGGUGGCCGUGCCAGAAGUGGGGAGCCAUCCUGAAUGGUGGCAGUUGCCGCACUGGGAAAAAAUCCAGAAGGAUGGCCAACCACCCUGGGGCAGUGAAGCGCCACUGGUUUGCCAGACAGCCAAGAUCCAGCCCUAUGGGAACUGGUAAUCUUGGUACCCAAGAUGGAUACCUGUGUAUAGCUUCCCACUUUCCAUGAAUGCAGCACACAGCUAGUGCUGGGAAAAGGAUCCGUUUCUGAUUCCUGGCCACAUCCUAGCAUGCUAAGGGCCAAGGAAAGGCCUGGAAGUAGGGGGAAAGGAAAAGCCUAGAGGCUCUGAGCCCCAGGGGAAGGGAAUGGUAAGAAAAAGGUUCUAGUAGGAGUUCCUCUUCCUAGUCUGGGGGUUCCUGUCACUGUGACAACACUAAUAAACCAAAACACUACCUGAACUCUACUCCCGUCCUUGCAGUGUGUACGAACUAGCUGCUUGGAGUGGGGGUGGGGAGUUGGCUGAAGGUAGACACCAUGGAAAAAGGGGGGCCCAAUGUUCUCUAUCCAUGAAGAGUUGGAAGCAAGGACUUGGUGGAAACGGUUUCCUCAGAAUGGUUUGUUCCUCCCCAGCAACCUCACCAUCCCUGGUCCCUUUAUUUGCUCUUACAUUUUUCUCCUCAGUUGCUAUAAACCCAUGUCAACUACUAGCCAUCCCAAUUAAAGUGAUCAGCAUGAAGAACACGCCUGGCUCUGAAUUUGUAAGAAACAAUUUUAGGACAAAGAAAUGGAAGAACAACUUUGUGGACAAUGUACAAACUGGGAGACCUUACAAUAUUACAAUGCAUUAUGUGCUGGGGCUUGAAAUCAGUUUAAGCUACACUCAAAUUCUAGGAAGAAAGAGACGAAAAAGAACUAAUAUGCCAGGGCUAUUUUGAGGAUGGCAAGAAAUCAUAGCAAAGGAGGGUCAUCAUGUUUCAUUCUGGGGUUAGAGAAUUGUGAGUUCUUCAAUAAACUCACUUUCCCUAAAAUUACUGCAUUGUAAAUGCCCUUUUCAUGUUUCCAACCAAGAUAAAGAAGAGUUAAGGGUUCCACAUACAGGUAAGAAUUAGGUUUGAGACAUUUCGGAUUUUAGUCUCAAGGAAGAAGGGUUACUCUGCCAU
Physeter macrocephalus (sperm whale) is the source of this 3675-nucleotide messenger RNA. RefSeq names its product ral guanine nucleotide dissociation stimulator like 2 (gene RGL2). The record is from RefSeq and is a predicted model, not a curated record. The coding region runs from base 164 to 2515 and encodes 783 amino acids. Gene Ontology annotation, cellular component: plasma membrane. The transcript has 18 exons. Gene Ontology annotation, biological process: positive regulation of GTPase activity; Ras protein signal transduction. Lineage: Eukaryota; Metazoa; Chordata; Mammalia; Artiodactyla; Physeteridae. Gene Ontology annotation, molecular function: guanyl-nucleotide exchange factor activity.